AUGACAGAAGGUAGUGAAGGAUUUCGGGUCAGCAGUGCACGUAUGAGUGCAAGAUUAAGUAGUUCAAACAUAUGGAGAAACAGUGGGAGGGAAAUUUUUUCGAGAUCAUCAUUGGAGGCAGAUGAUGAAGAAGCACUGAAAUGGGCUGCUCUAGAGAAACUCCCGACAUAUCUUCGAGUAAGGAGAGGGAUACUUACAGAAGAAGGGGGACAACCAAGAGAAAUUGAUAUAACAAAUCUUGGACUAGUAGAGAGAAAAAAUCUUGUGGAGAGGCUAUUGAACAUUGCAGAGGAAGACAAUGAGAAGUUCUUGUUAAAACUGAAAAAACGCAUUGACAGAGUUGGUCUUAAUCUUCCAACUAUAGAAGUUCGGUUCGAGCAUUUAAAUGUUGAUGCAGAAGCUUAUGUUGGCAGCAGAGCUUUGCCUACAAUAUUCAACUUCACUGUUAAUAUGUUGGAGGGUUUUUUUAGUUAUCUUCAUAUUCUCCCAAGUCCAAAGAAACCAUUGCCAAUUCUUCAUGACGUCAAUGGAAUCAUCAAGCCUGGAAGAAUGACAUUGCUUUUAGGGCCACCAACUUCUGGCAAAACUACAUUGCUGUUAGCAUUGGCAGGGAAACUUGACACGCAAUUAAAAGCAUCAGGAAGAGUAACAUACAACGGUCGUGAAAUGCACGAGUUCGUACCACAAAGAACAUCAGCUUAUAUAAGUCAGCAUGACCUGCACAUAGGAGAAUUGACAGUUAGAGAAACAUUAGCAUUUUCAGCAAGAUGCCAAGGAGUUGGAGAUCGUUAUGCUAUGUUGAAAGAAUUAUCAAGAAGAGAAAAGGAGGCAAAUAUUAAGCCGGAUCCUGAUAUUGAUAUUUUCAUGAAGGCAGCAUCAAUUGAAGGGCAGGAGUCAAGUGUUGUAACAGAUUACAUUAUCAAGAUCUUGGGGCUUGAAGUUUGUGCGGAUACCUUGGUUGGAGAUGAAAUGGUUCGCGGGAUUUCAGGAGGACAGCGAAAGAGACUGACAACAGGGGAAAUGAUGGUCGGACCGUCGAGAGCACUUUUCAUGGAUGAGAUAUCGACUGGUUUGGACAGUUCAACGACUUACCAGAUAGUAAAUUCAAUAAGGCAGUCUAUCCACAUUCUUCAAGGAACUGCUAUAAUCUCACUCCUGCAGCCUGCACCGGAAACAUACGACUUAUUUGAUGACAUAGUUCUUUUAUCAGAUGGACAAAUUGUGUAUCAAGGUCCCCGUGAAAAUGUACUAGAAUUCUUCGAGUAUAUGGGAUUCAGAUGCCCCGAGAGAAAAGGAGUAGCAGAUUUUCUUCAAGAAGUGACAUCAAGGAAAGAUCAAGGGCAGUAUCGGGCACGUAGAGAUGAACCUUAUUCUUAUGUUUCUGCCAAAGAAUUUUCUGAAGCAUUUCAGUCUUUCCAUGUUGGACGGAAACUUGGCGAUGAACUUUCCAUUCCUUUCGACAAGGAAAAGAAUCAUCCAGCUGCCCUAACCACAAAAAAAUACGGUGUUAACAAGAAGGAACUUUUACGAGCGUGCAUAUCCAGAGAGUACCUUCUUAUGAAGAGGAAUUCAUUUGUCUACAUAUUCAAGAUGAUUCAACUUAUCCUUAUGGCUAGCAUAUCCAUGACGGUAUUUCUACGCAUCAAGAUGCCCAAGAAUACAGUAACGGAUGGUGGGAUUUUCAUGGGUGCUCUCUUUUAUGCAGUUAUUAUGAUUAUGUUUAAUGGAUUUUCAGAGCUUGCCCUCAGUAUUAUGAAACUUCCGGUCUUUUACAAGCAACGGGACCUUCUCUUUUUUCCUCCAUGGGCAUACUCUUUGCCUGCGUGGAUUCUGAAAAUUCCAGUCACACUUGUUGAAGUUGCAAUUUGGGUGUUUCUGACUUAUUAUACUUCAGGAUUUGAUUCUGAUGCAGGAAGGUUUUUCAAACAAAUACUACUGCUCAUAUGUGUUAACCAGAUGGCAUCUGCACUCUUCCGUUUCAUGGGAGCGAUAGGAAGAAAUAUCAUAGUUGCAAACACAUUUGGAUCUUGUGCAUUACUCACAGUUCUUGUAAUGGGUGGAUUCAUCUUAUCACGAGACGAUAUAAAAAGUUGGUGGAUAUGGGGUUACUGGUUCUCGCCUUUGAUGUAUGCACAGAAUGCUAUAGCAGUGAACGAAUUUCUUGGAAAAAGUUGGGGCCAUGUUCCUCCAGGCUCGACAGAAUCAGUCGGGGUAUCAGUCUUGAAGUCUCGGGGGAUUUUUCCGGAAGCACGUUGGUACUGGAUUGGCUUAGGAGCUCAGAUUGGAUAUAUUUUCCUGUUCAAUUUCUUAGUGAUCUUGGCUCUAACUUAUCUCAACCCAUUCGGAAAACCCCAAGCAAUUUUAUCAGAAGAAACUUUAGCAGAAAGAAAUGGCAGCAAAAGAGGCGAAACUGUUGAACUAUCAUCCAGAACGAAAAGCACUUCAGGACGGGAGAUUGAUUCUCGCCACAGUAUAUCAUCAAGGUCAAUGUCAUCAAGAGUUGGCAGCAUUAAUGAAGCAGAUCCAAACAGGAAGAGAGGAAUGGUUUUACCCUUCGAACCUCUUUCACUCACUUUUGAUGAUAUCCAUUAUGCAGUAGAUAUGCCAGAGGAAAUGAAAGCUCAAGGAAUUGAAGAGGAUCGACUAGAGCUUUUGAAAGGUGUCAGCGGUGCAUUCCGGCCAGGAGUUUUGACGGCUCUGAUGGGCGUUAGUGGGGCUGGAAAGACGACUUUAAUGGAUGUGUUGGCUGGUAGAAAAACAGGUGGAUAUAUUGAUGGAAGGAUCACGAUAUCAGGGUACCCAAAGAAGCAAGACACGUUUGCACGCAUAGCAGGCUACUGCGAACAAACUGACAUUCACUCUCCUCAUGUUACAGUGUAUGAAUCCUUGCAGUUUUCUGCAUUGCUUCGUUUACCUCCAGAAGUCAAUACUGCAACACGAAAGAUGUUCAUUGAAGAGGUCAUGGAGUUAGUCGAGCUUACUCCAUUGAGGGAAGCACUCGUAGGGUUGCCUGGAGUGAAUGGUCUUUCAACCGAGCAACGGAAGAGAUUAACCAUAGCAGUGGAGCUCGUAGCCAACCCGUCCAUUAUUUUUAUGGAUGAGCCAACCUCGGGGCUCGAUGCUAGGGCUGCUGCCAUUGUAAUGAGAACAGUGAGAAACACAGUGGAUACAGGUCGGACUGUGGUAUGCACCAUCCACCAACCUAGCAUCGACAUAUUUGAUGCUUUUGAUGAGCUACUACUACUAAAACGUGGAGGCGAAGAAAUAUAUGUUGGGCCAUUGGGAAGGCACUCAUCUGAGCUCAUCAAAUACUUCGAGGGAAUCGAUGGAGUCCAUAAAAUUAAAGACGGUUAUAAUCCAGCAACAUGGAUGCUAGAGGUAACUUCAACAGCACAAGAAGCAACUCUUGGAGUUAAUUUUGCAGAACUGUACAAGAGCUCAGAACUACACAGGAAAAACAAAGAAUUGAUCGAGGAACUCAGUAAACCAUUUCCUGGUUCAAAAGAUUUAUAUUUCCCUAGUAAGUAUGCACAGUCUUUCCUCACCCAAUGCAUGGCUUGCCUUCGGAAACAGCACUGGUCAUAUUGGCGAAAUCCACCUUACACUGCAGUGAGACUUCUAUUUACAACGUUUAUAGCUGUAAUGUUCGGAACCAUAUUCUGGGAUCUUGGAUCCAAAAGGCAAAAGAAGCAAGAUCUCUUCAAUGCCAUGGGUUCCAUGUAUGCUGCUGUUCUAUUUCUUGGUGUACAAAAUGCUACAUCAGUGCAGCCAGUAGUUGCUGUUGAGAGAACGGUUUUCUAUAGGGAAAGAGCAGCAGGGAUGUAUUCCGCUUUGCCCUAUGCUUUUGGACAGGUGGUGAUUGAACUCCCGUACCUAUUCUUUCAAACGCUUGUUUAUGGCUUCAUAGUGUACGCCAUGAUUGGAUUUGAAUGGACUGUUGCCAAGUUCUUUUGGUACCUCUUCUUCAUGUACUUCACCUUGUUAUACUUCACAUUCUACGGGAUGAUGACAGUGGCCGUAACACCUAAUCAUAAUAUAGCUGCUAUAGUUUCAUCGGCAUUCUACGCAUUAUGGAACCUUUUUUCAGGAUUCAUCAUUCCAAAGACGAGAAUCCCGGUGUGGUGGAGAUGGUACUAUUAUAUAUGUCCAAUUUCUUGGACAUUGUAUGGAUUAGUUGCUUCCCAAUUUGGAGAUUUCCAGGAUGAGCUUGAAGGAAAUGAAACAGUGGAGCAAUUUUUAAGAAGGCGUUUAACUUCCAGAAAAGAUAAUCCUUUCUUGACGUGUCUAUUAAAAAAGGUGAAGGUGAUUCAAACUGGAUAA
This is a messenger RNA of Fraxinus pennsylvanica, 4320 nucleotides long. The record is from the annotation of a GenBank genome assembly. Lineage: Eukaryota; Viridiplantae; Streptophyta; Magnoliopsida; Lamiales; Oleaceae.